This is a messenger RNA of Funneliformis geosporum, 792 nucleotides long. Lineage: Eukaryota; Fungi; Glomeromycota; Glomeromycetes; Glomerales; Glomeraceae. The record is from the annotation of a GenBank genome assembly.
AUGCCUUCAAAACCAAAUACCGAUCAAACUAAUGUUUAUCUCGAAGAAUUAACACAUUUAAAAAGUUUAUUACAAACUAUUAAUGGACGUAUUGAAAAAAUUGAAAAGGAAGUUUUCAAGCCUUCUCAUGAAUUAAGAAUGGUGCUUAUGGGUCCACCGGGAGCUGGUAAAGGAACCCAAUCUCCAAGAAUCAAAGAAAAAUAUUGUAUUUGUCAUUUAGCUACAGGAGAUAUGUUGCGUUCACAAGUAGCAGCAAAAACUAAACUCGGUUUAGAAGCUAAAAAGAUUAUGGAUUCCGGAGGGUUGGUUUCUGAUGAAAUUAUGGUUGGAAUGAUUCAUGAUGAGUUACAAAAUAAUCCUGAAUGUAAAAAAGGAUUCAUUUUGGACGGAUUUCCUCGAACGGUACCACAAGCAGAAAAACUUGAUGCUAUGCUUGAAACAGAUAAGAAAAAACUUGAUCAUGCUGUUGAAUUAGUUAUUGACGAUAAUUUAUUGGUUUCACGCAUUACCGGUCGUUUGAUUCAUCCUUCUAGUGGUAGAACUUACCACAAAAUUUUCGACCCACCGAAAGUCCCUGGUAAAGAUGAUAUUACCGGGGAACCUUUAAUUCAACGUUCAGAUGAUAAUGCUCAAACGUUAAAAAAGAGAUUGGUUACUUAUCAUAAACAAACUACUCCUGUAGUAGAUUAUUAUAAACAGAAAGGUAUUUGGUCAAGCAUUGAUGCCUCUCAAAAUCAAAAUGUUGUUUGGAAAAGUUUAUUGGCUAUUUUCGGCGAAAAUAAGAACAAAUAA